GCAGUGUGAAUGGAGGAUUGAAGCUUCUAAUAUAACAGAUGCUAUAAGGAUGGAAAUAACUGAUGCAGAAAUAGAAUACCAUGCUAGCUGUGUGUAUGACCACGGUGAAGUUUUCGACGGUUACAAUGUGUCGGCAGACUCUCUAGGCAAAUUUUGUGGCAGAGAUAACCCGUCGUUUGUCAGCACGGGCAACUACAUGGCUGUCUCAUUCAAGUCGGAUUAUAGUCUACCAGCAAAAGGAUUUAAGGCACGCUACAAGUCAGGUCCAAGAUCAAGUCUACUUGACAAGGAAGAUGAUGAACAACAAGUCAAUAUGCUGGCCAUUGUUGGUGCUUCUAUCGGCUCUGUUGUUUUUAUCAUUGUUGUAAUGACAAUGGUAUAUACCUAUAUACAGGCCAAGAAAGCGAAAGAGAUGCGGAGGAACCCCCAUUUACACCGUGGUAUGGCACGUGUCGAGCCAUUUAGUUUUGGAGGUGGGUGGAGUUACCUUGACGGACCGGCUCCUCCAGCUUACGGGGAGAUUUAUUCAUCCCCAAUGUCACCCCCACCACAGUAUAGUGAAAUAGAUCCAAAUGUGAACCCCUCUGAACGUCUACCAGGUCGCCGGGAAUAUAUGGCUGAUAAUCAGGCAGCUGAAACAGAACAAACUCAAGGAAAUCAACGGGAGAGAACAGAUACGAUUGCAAACACACAUUUUAUGAUGACAAGUAGCUUACGUAAUAUACAAGCAAUCACUCAUUCAGCCGGCAGACGGCCAAUAUCUGUAGCUCAAAGUACAACUGAUUCCUUACAAACUUUAAACCCGGCUUUACUCAAUACUGCCGGAAAUAGUUCGGGUACCAAUGACAAUAAUGCUGGUAUCAAUUUGCCAGGCCAAACUGAUAGUCUUCCUUCAGCAGUUGCACCGAUUUCAACUACUUCCUCUGAUAGAGUUGGGGUCACAUCUAACAUUUGUCAAAAUAACACACAUACUCAAUCUCAAAGGGAAACAACUGAUGGCUUGUCUCAGUCCGCUCAAGAUAGCACAGUUACCUCCCGUAAUCUAUCGGCGGAUGGAUUUGUCUCCCCUGGACCUAACGUGCAAGACAUCGAUGAUAAUAUCUCAGUUGUAUCAGAAAUGUCACUUCCACCUUUACCUGUACAGGAUACUAACUAGAGUGAUUCAAUGUUUAUGUUUAAUUCAGCGAGAUCCUAGUUUAGACAGAAGCAAGAUAAGCUUUGUUUUAUAUGGCGAUGAUGCCGCCCUUUUGCAUCUGAUACCAUUUUAGAAAAUUUUAAUUUAUCUUAAACACGGUAUAUUGAAGCAAUUACAUUUUUUUUUAUCAUCAUUUUAAAGUGAAAUAAUUAACAAACAGACACUUUUCAUGUCAUUUUAAGAAGUUGUAUUUCUAUAUAUAAAGGUUCAUUAAUUAAGAAGUUGUAUUUUUAUAUAAAGGUGAAUCAAAUAUAUCAGUACCAAUUGAUAUAUUACACUGGAAUCAAUACAGUGUACAAAUUUUUGUGAAUGUUAUUGUGCCCAUUAUUUUCAUUUAAACAUUUUUUAUAAUUUUAUUGUUCUGUAAAUUUUCUUCGCGUGCUAAUCAUCUAACGUGCUCCAAAUCUAAUAAUGAAAUAUGAUUACAAGAUAGUAUCCUUCCUUCAGAGUCAGAUUUGUUAUAGCUGGUACCUGUAAGCGAUAUUAGAUCGUUCUGUCUCAUCAUUAAGAUAUUUUGCAGACACUGUAUUUUAAACCGCGUUUUAUAAUUUUUCUAUGGAUUGAAAUUGCAAGUUUGUAUAUUCUUAAACCAGUUAUGUGCCUUUAUUUGUUAUCAUAUUUUUACUUAUUUCUACUAUAUAAUCAAAGUUUAUAGAUUUGCAUAGUUCUAAAGUGACUGACGUAUUGAUACAUGUUAUAUUAGUUCUUACACUUGUUAAAUGUUUUCAAGAAGUUUUACAUGUUGUUAUUUAGUAUUAUAUAUGGGGCUUUAAAAUAAUGUUUCAUAAAUGUAAGAUUCAGAGUUGGUGUAAAGUAUUAAGCUUUUAAGAAAUCUACUAGCGUCUUCCGAGUGCUAAGAUUUGACUUUUGUUUAAAUAUUUUAUCAUUAUUUUAAGAGAAUUUAGUGAGACGUUAAUAUUUUAAAAAGAAAUUUAAAAAGCUAUGAAGAAAUUUAAGUUGAGCACUACCUUUAUAAGAAAUUUUAAUUGCGUAUACGAAUGUAUAAGAAAAUGUUUUAAUGUUUAUACAGUUUUUAAGGUUGAAGUUAAUAUGACGAAAUGUGCUUUUAAUGUUUCAGAUAACAUUGUUAUAGAUGCUCUAUGUUUUUAAUAUUUAUUAUGUUUUUAUAAUAACUCAAGUGUAUGAUGCAUUGUUAUGUUGAAAAUAAAUCAAAAUGAUAUAAUAUAU
This is a messenger RNA of Ruditapes philippinarum (Manila clam), 2383 nucleotides long. RefSeq lists its product as uncharacterized. NCBI's taxonomy places the organism in Eukaryota, Metazoa, Mollusca, Bivalvia, Venerida, Veneridae. The transcript is spliced from 3 exons. The coding region runs from base 50 to 1156 and encodes 368 amino acids. The record is from RefSeq and is a predicted model, not a curated record.